Messenger RNA from Rotaria sp. Silwood2, 3315 nucleotides. NCBI's taxonomy places the organism in Eukaryota, Metazoa, Rotifera, Eurotatoria, Philodinida, Philodinidae. The record is from the annotation of a GenBank genome assembly.
AUGGAAAAUCAUUAUUUGGAAUCAUCAUGUCGAUCGACAUCACCUCUACAAGUGAUACAAUCAGCUAGGAAUGAAAAGGUUAAACUUUUUUCAAACUUUUCUGGCGCUGAAAACUCCUUAAAUUGGUUAAAAAAUUUACAACAAAUUGGUAAAUCACUUAAAUUAAAUGAACAGCAAAUAUAUGAAUUGGCAACAAUAAAAUUAAGUGGUCCUGCUCAAGAAUGGUUUUAUCAUCAAGAUGAAAUUGAUAAUUGGUCUUCUUUCAAAGAAGCUUUCUUAUAUGCUUUUCCACCACCAAUUCAACCAACCAACAUUGACUACUUAGCUCAAUUACUAGCACAUAAACAAGGCGAAACAGAACCAGUUGGCAAAUUCGUACAAGACAUCAAUCGUCUUUGUCUUAAAUUGGAUAAUAAAAUCAGUGAAGAAGACAAACUUCAGUACCUUCGACGAGGUCUUCGUCCACAAUUCCAGCAUUAUGCAUUAUCAAUAUCAUCAUCACAAGAUUUUCUUACCAUAAUGCAACAACACGAACAAAUAGAAAAAGAAAAAGUAACAAAGUUCCAAUCAUUUUCUUCACUUAGAUCAUCAUCAAACGCUCCAUAUAAUUAUCGAGGGGUAGUUACUUCGUCAUCAUCCAGAACUUCAGGUUUCGGUCAACAACAACAACAAUUAUUAAAUCGUCCAGAUCGUAAUUAUUACAAUCAUCAACAAAAUAAUCAUUCAACAUAUUAUGAAUCACCUGAUUAUUAUAAUAAAAAUUCACAUGCUCAGACAUCUGCACAACAACAACAAGCAAAUAAUUACCUAAUAUGUUAUCAAUGUAACAAACCGGGCCACCUACGAAAGGAUUAUGGUGGUGCCUCCGUCAAUUCCAUCCAAUAUCCAUCACCGUUACGCUUUAUUUAUGUACCUGUUAAUAAUCAUUUUAUGAAAGUACUUGUUGACACAGGUGCAACCAAUAGCAUCAUUCAACAAUCAUCACUUUCAAAAAUACGUCAUUCUCGAUUUUAUCCGGUACAACAACAAUUUUUUUUGGCCAAUAAAACAUCAAUUUCUAUCAUUGGAUAUGUUACAUUAGAAAUAAAAAUUCAGCAUAUUAAAACAUAUGUAACGGCAGCAAUUACAAAAACAUUAUGCUGUGAUGUAAUUUUAGGUGAAGAUUGGAUUAGACAUUACCAAGUAACAAUAAACGGUUUUACAAAUAAAAUUGAAAUCUUAGGAAAUAAAGCAUCAGUUCCACUUCGAACAUCUGCUACAUCAAAAGUGUUAUUUUCACAAGAAAUUAUUCAAAUACAAGAUUAUUGUACAAAUUUAAUUAUUAUUAAUAUAAAUGAUUAUCCUCUAUAUUUGACCAGUGAUACGAUUUUGGGAUUUAUAUCCUUUCCAACACGGGAUGAUCAAAUAGUUAAUAAAAACGACAUAGAAUUAAAAAAUAAUAAUGACAUUAAAUUCGCAAAUCAAGCAUUUCCUAUUAUAUUGACUGAUGAAAGUUGUGAUGAUAAUCGUAGUUAUCAACAUUAUGAAAAUUAUAAUUCUAAAGCAAUCCAACAUGCGCAUAUGAUACCACCAUAUGUUAACACAAUCAAAAAUUCAACACAAGUUACGUCAUCCAUUGCUAACGAUAUUAAAAUAACUCUCGACCAAGUAGUGGAACAUAUUGUAAAUUUACAGGAAAAAACGGAAACAAGAAAUAUUAUAGGAAAAUAUAAAAAAAUUUUCGAUACUUCUUCACCAACAAUAGCACUUACACCAAUUCAUCAUACAACACCAACAGGCGAUCAUCCACCAAUCAAUUCUGUUCCUUAUCGCAGGUCUUUACAACAACAACAAGCGUUAAAGAAAAUAAUCGAUCCACUGGAGAAGUCAAAUCAAAUCCGACUAUCGUCUUCACCAUGGUCAUCACCAGUGCUAUUGAUCAAAAAAAAGGAUGACGAUUAUAGAUUUGUGGUAGAUUAUCGUAAGUUAAAUGGCAUCACAACGAAAGAUUCGUAUCCAAUUCCAACAAUUGAAUCAACUCUACAGCAAUUAGCUGGAAACUGUUGCUUUUCGAAACUGGAUUUACGUUCCGGUUACUUCCAAGUACCUAUUAGUGAGAUUGACAAACCCAAAACGGCUUUUAUAACGACUACUGGCUUAUGGGAAUUUAAUGUACUCCCAAUGGGUUUAACCAAUGCACCGCCAAGUUUCCAGCGGAUCAUGUAUAACCUCGUCGUCAAUGGUCGUGAACAUUGUUGUUUAGUAUAUCUUGACGAUAUAAUAAUCUUCAGUAAGACAUUUAAGGAUCAUAUGAAACAUUUGGAUGAAAUUCUUAGUAUCCUCGAUAAACAUCGAUUUCAAUUAAAUCCUAGUAAAUGUUCAAUUAUGAGAACAAAAAUUGAUUAUCUGGGACAUUCAAUUAAUGAAUAUGGAAUUGCACCACUUUAUGAUAAUAUUAAAGCAAUUCGAGAAUUACCAAUACCUGAUCAUCCAACAUUGAAACAAGCUAAUGAAUUUAUAGUACUUGAAUUUCCCGGUCCAAAAUUAUCUUAUGUUCUUUCUACUGAUGCGUCAAGAGUUGGACUCGGUGCGGUGUUAAAACAAAUAGCUGAAGACGGACGAAUAAAAAUUAUUUAUUACUUGUCACGGGUUUUAACAAAUACUGAAUUAAGAUAUUCUACGACAAAAUUAGAAGCAUUGGCCAUUGUCUGGGCUAGAACAAAAUUACGUCCAUAUUUACUUGGCAAAGAUUUUAGAAUUGAAACUGAUCAUUGUCCACUAUGUCAAUUUCAUAAAAAAAGAUCACGUAGUGAACGUCUCGAUCGAUGGGCAAUUGAAAUAUUAUUCGAAUACAACAUUACCGAAAUUAAAUAUAAAAAGGAGAAAUGUCAUUGUGAUGCAGAUUUACUUUCCCGUUAUCCACUACAAAGUAAUCAAAGUUUUUCUAAUGACAUUAGUAUAAAAAAACAACAUGAAGGUUAUUUAUUCCCGUACACAGAUGAAUUAUAUGACAAUGACUCAGGUAUUCAACCAACAGCAUCGGUUAAUGUGAUUACACGUUCAGCAGCUCGAGCUAAUAAUAACCAACAAGAUAAUGGGGUAAAAUUAACAAGUGUUUAUAAUACUCCACUAAGGGUCAGACAACUACAAGAAAAAAAUUCGUCUUCGUCAUCAUUUGCCAAUAUGGCUUCAACGGCAUCACCAUCAUCGAAUACGAAUGAGAAAUCAACGGUAUCGUCAUCAUCAAAUGCAAAUGCUUCAGCAGAAGUUUAUUCAUCAUGUACCGGUUUCAUAAUCAAGAUUACGAAAUUAUUAAUGAUAUUUUAUAUAAAUUAG